Spodoptera littoralis (African cotton leafworm) is the source of this 3771-nucleotide messenger RNA. The record is from the annotation of a GenBank genome assembly. Lineage: Eukaryota; Metazoa; Arthropoda; Insecta; Lepidoptera; Noctuidae.
CUCCGUCGGGCACCCGGCUUGAACGCACCGGCAUAUCGCCGCACUAAUUCGCGAUCGUAACGUAGUACGCAGCCAGUGACUCAGUGUGUGAUUUUGUAAUACUCGUAUGACGGAUAAUAAUUUAAGGAGAUGAACGGCAGCACAACGACGGUGAAUGGCAGUGCCGUCAAUGGGACCACAGGUGCCCUAAAUGGAAUUGGUGCCGCGCCACGUACGGCUACACUUGGGACUCCCAGCAGUUAUGCGUAUACUUCCAGCGGUUCGCUGCUAGGUCGCAGUGGUACUGCUAGACCAGUUCCACCGCCGACACUACCUAAGUAUAGUGGCUCCUUCAGUGCGGGCAGUACAACUGGGCUUAGGGAACGAGACAGAGAGGGAACUGGUGGAUCUCACCGCCUGGCUAGUCUAGAAAGAUUAGCACUACGGCAGCGUAUCAUUGAGCAAAAUUCUAACAACCAAGUGUCCGUUACUUCUUCACUCAAUGCACCACCGAAUGGGCCUACCUCUGCUACCGUCACCCUUACCGACACGGCAACGUUACAAAGUAAACGCGAAUUGUUCUUCAAAUCGGACUCGGUGAGUGGUGGCGGCGUGAGUGCGACGGGCCCGCCGCUAGCUGCGCCGCCCGCGCCGCCCUCCGUGCUGAAGGACGCGCUGGCCAAGCGCGCUACCACGCUGCCAGACCAGCUUGAGAACAACCACCACGAGUCCAAUGGGACCGUUACCAAGCUCAGUAACAGCGUCUCCGUGGACGCGUCCAAGCCACCCAGCGCAGCGCCGCCGCCCACGCCCGCACCCCCAGUGCCCACUUCGGCCCCACCCGGAGGGCCGCCUCCGCUCAGGAGUACAGAAAACAUUAUCAAGAAGCCUGAUCACCCACCUGUCGCCCCAAAACCGGAAUUACCUAAAUUAGAAAAACCAAAGACCAAAGAAUUAGAUGGAUACGUCGGAUUUGCAAAUUUACCAAACCAAGUAUACAGAAAAGCAGUGAAAAAAGGAUUUGAAUUUACGCUAAUGGUUGUUGGUGAAACUGGUUUGGGCAAGUCAACACUAAUAAACUCAUUGUUCCUGACGGACGUGUAUGACCGGGACAAGCACCCUGGCCCGUCACUACGAGUCAAGAAGACGGUGGGCGUGGAGACCAGCGUGGUGCUUCUCAAAGAGAAUGGUGUAAACCUUACACUGACUAUCGUCGACACACCAGGCUUCGGCGAUGCCGUAGACAACAGUAAUUGUUGGCAACCUAUCAUUGACUUCGUUGAGUCGAAGUAUGAAGAGUUCCUGAAUGCUGAAUCCCGGGUGACGCGUAAGGCGGCGCCGCCAGACACUCGCGUGCACUGCUGCUUGUACUUCAUCGCGCCCAGUGGACACGGCCUCAAGCCUCUCGAUGUCGAAUUCAUGCAGCGGCUUGGUGACAAAGUGAAUAUCAUUCCAGUCAUUGCCAAGGCGGAUACCAUGACACCGGAGGAAUGUAAAGAUUUUAAAGAACAAAUAAUGAAAGAAAUCAGUCAACACAAGAUUAAAAUCUACGACUUCCCCGAGAGCACGGGCGAGGAGGGCGAGGUAGCGGAGGCAGCGCGCUCGUUGCGCAUGCGCGUGCCCUUCGCAGUGGUCGGAGCCAACACCGUCAUCGAGACCGAGGGCAAACGGGUGCGCGGGCGCAAGUACCCCUGGGGCAUCGCUGAGGUUGAAAAUCUGGAGCACUGCGAUUUCUUAGCAUUACGCAACAUGGUAAUUAGGACGCAUCUCCAAGACUUGAAGGACGUCACUAGCUCAGUACACUACGAGAACUACCGGUGCCGCAAGCUGGCCGGCUUGUCACACGAUGGGAAGCCGCACAGGAUCAACUCCAACAAGAAUCCACUGGCUCAAAUGGAGGAGGAGAAGCGAGAGCAUGAUCUUAAGAUGAAGAAAAUGGAAAGUGAAAUGGAACAGGUGUUCGAGAUGAAGGUACGCGAGAAGCGAGCCAAGCUGAAGGAGUCGGAGGCGGAGUUGGCGCGGCGACACGAGGCGACGCGGCGCGCGCUGGAGGCGCAGGCGAGGGAGCUCGACGAGCGACAGCGCGCGCUGCAGGCCGAGCGCCUCGCCUGGGAGCGGGAGACUGGACUCUCGCUGGACGACCUGCGGCGACGCUCGCUCGAAGCCAACAGCAAGGAAACUGUCGACGGCAAGGAUAAGAAGGACAAGAAAAAGAAAGAUUGGUCUUUUAAGAGUGUCGCAACUGGAAUAGUAAUAUAAUUGGACAACUGUCCGCACACGACGCACUUAAAUAAUUAGUAUCUUAUAGUUGUAUGGACUUAGCAUAAUGAGACAACGAUUAAUGAAGACUACAGGAUGUAAUAACUAUGUAACUGGCAUGCGUUGGGGAAGUUAAUGCAAAAUUCACCACGAUUCUGUAUUGUAUGAGAUUACUUUUGUAUGUAUUUUAUUUAUAAGAUUUUUCCAUGACAAAGCAUUUAUUAUGAUAAGUGAGGCCUAAUUUUAUACUUCUUAUGUUUCCAAAGGAUUUUGUAAAACAUAUUUUAUAUGGUUGUUUUUUAUUUUUGGUAUUUAAAACUGUUUAGCUGCUAGCAGCGUUGGAUUUAGCACAAACAAUACUACAGCUUAUGAGUAGACAUUUACGUCCAUAAAGAUGCCAAAUAGCUUAUAAUAUCGGUAUACUUUUAUCAAAGACGAAUGUUUAAAGUUUUAUUGUAUUUAUAAUGUACUAUGUUCAGUAACACUAGAUAGACAACUCAAUCAGAAACGUGAUCGAUUCAGCUCAAUACCAGGAUGAAAUUAUACAUAGGCACUAAAAUCUAUAUCUUUACUGAUAAAUAUAGCAUAAUAAAUAAUAAUGUUUGAGAUAUAUUUAUGUUUACCGCUUUUAUUUCUUGUUAUAUUUAUAAGUAGAGAGAGAAUACUGUAGCUAUUCGAAAAAUUCGCAUUAGGUAAUUCACCAUUCUAAAUUUUAAAGUGAAUUAGAUAAUAAAAUAAUAUUUUUUACUUCUAUAUCAUUACAAAAUGUAAUACGGUUUCGGCUUAUCGGUGCAUUCGUACACCAGUCCGAGGUUUGAUUCGCACGGCGUUUGUUAUAACUAAACAAAGUUAUAUUGUGCUUAGUGAUAUUAAAAUAUGCUCAUAGUUCAGUUGUGAAAUAGAAUCUAGCUCUAGCUAGUUGUUAGCGUUUCUUUAUAGUAACGGAUAAGGGAAUGUAAGGAUCUCUCACCAACAACAAAGGCGAACGCAUGGAGCAGUCUAGUAUUAUAUACUGAAUCCAUUAUCAUUAUGUUGUCACACUUCAAUACGUGCAUAUACUUGUUUGAUCGACUUCAAUACAUGCUAUAAAGUUACUGUUGUUUUAAUAUCUUCUUAAGACUUGUAUUCAACAAUAUACCGCUUAUCAGUUAGCAAUUUAUGUUAGGUUAUGUAAAUAUUUUGUUUAGUCAUUACUGUCUUACAAGCAAAAUAUAUAUUAUCAGGUUUUGUUACUAAAUGACACGUUAUUUAUGAGACAUGCAUAAUCUUUAUUUAACCAGCAUGCAAUGUUAAAAUAAAUUUGUAUUAUUUCCUCCACUACAGUAUUGACUUCCGCAUUAAAUUUAGUAAUUUAGGUGAUAAGAUUAUGCUUAAUUUUGUAUUUUGUGUAGGGUAACGGCCCAUUACCAUACAGAUCAUUUGCUUAGUCAGUACGAUGGACUUGUGAUGUGUGUUGGGAGAGGAAUGAAGUUCGACGAUGUAAUAUAUUGUACCUUUGAAUAAAUAUAAAUAAAUACGUAAUAUAUAGGAGUC